Messenger RNA from Apaloderma vittatum (bar-tailed trogon), 2010 nucleotides. Its product is annotated as mucosa-associated lymphoid tissue lymphoma translocation protein 1-like. Gene Ontology annotation, biological process: proteolysis. The coding region runs from base 1 to 2010 and encodes 669 amino acids. The transcript has 13 exons. NCBI's taxonomy places the organism in Eukaryota, Metazoa, Chordata, Aves, Trogoniformes, Trogonidae. Gene Ontology annotation, molecular function: cysteine-type endopeptidase activity. The record is from RefSeq and is a predicted model, not a curated record.
AUGGGUGCUGGAGGCCCCGUCUUGCGCGAGCACGAAGCCACUGCAUCGUUGCCACAUCCCUGUCCCAUUCCUUCCACAGCCAUUACGAUCACGGAGCAGCCGGUCUCCGUCUCGGUCCCCGUGGGUCACUCCUUCGUCCUGCGAUGCAGAGCCCAGGGGUGCACGUCACUGCAGUACCAGUGGUUUUGUCAGCACCAGUCUGAAUGCCGCCAGAUUCCUGGUGCCACCAAGCAAGACUUGCCUGUGACUGCGCAGCAGACCCAGCUCUACACCUGCAGGAUCAAUGACCUCUACAAAAACGUGGUCUUCUCUGACUGGGUGAAGGUGGAGGUUCAUCAGUGUGUCGGCAGAGGACUCCCCUCUCAGCUCUGGCGAGGAGAACCAGUCAUCGUCCUCAACCCCACGGAGCAGAGGGUGGAGGUGGGGAAGCCGUUACAGCUGCAGUGUGCUGCCAUGGGGGUCCCAGCCCCCAGCUACCAGUGGUACCAGAAUGGAAACCUGCUGGAACACCAGAAGAGAAAAAAACUCUGGAUCACCCAUGCAAAGGUCAGUGACUCCGGCACAUACCUCUGCUGUGCCUCCAAUAGCCAAGGAGAGCACUGGACCAACGCCGUGGAUGUUUACGUAGGUACAUGUUGCUCUGGAAAGUUUUUUGCUACAGGCAAGAUAGCGCUUUUAGUGGGCAACAACCACUACCAGCAUCACCCCAACCUCAUGGCUCCCAUCAAGGAUGUGUUUGAGCUGAGUCGACUUCUGGAGCAGCUGGGUUUCCAGGUUGUCUCCCUUCUGGAUCUGAACAAGGCCGAGAUGGUGACAGCGGUCAGUCGGUUCCUGCAGCUUCUCAGGAAGGGAGUCUAUGCUAUAUUCUACUACGCUGGGCAUGGUUACGAACAUUUGGGGAGGAACUACAUGGUUCCUGUGGAUGCUCCGCAACCCUACGCUCCAGAGAACUGCGUCAGUGUCCAGAGGAUCCUCCAGAAGAUGCAGCAGCAGCAGACGGCCCUGAACCUCAUCCUGCUGGACACCUGCAGGAAAUGGUACAACCCGGACUGUGCUCUCUCCCAAGUGCAGCCACUGGAGCCCUGGGGCAACACUGUUUAUGGCUACGCCACGAGCGAAGAUGCAGAAGCCUAUGAGUUGCAGGAUGGGGAGUUCAGUUCUGGGAUCUUCAUGAAAUACCUCAAGAAACAUAUUCUGCAAGAGAAGAAGGUUACACACAUGCUGGAUGACGUGUUAGAAGACAUUGGCCGGGAUCCCUUGGUCACUGGGAAGCAGGUGAUGGAGAUCAAACACACUUUGAAGGAAGCCCGGUCCCUGACAGACCCAAUCUGUCCCUCGGGAGCAGCCGCCGAGUGCUGGGGACGUGGCCACGAGCCACUGAGCAGAAUGGUGACCUUCCCCUGCGGGGCACGAGUGGAGCUCCGCUUCCACCGGCUCUUCUCCAACGCCAUGUAUGUGUGCGCCAAGCUGCAGCCCCUGCCGGCCCACGUCGCCGACGCCCACCUCCUGCUCUGCCGACCCACCGAGAUGGAUGAUGCACCCACUCUGAAAGAGAGCCACCUGGACCACGUGGAGUCUCUGUUUGCCUCUGCUUGCAAGCGAGAGGAGACGGACUGUGCCUUCCAGCUCUGUGGGCUACAGAAAAUCCAGACGGACGUGGUCCUGCGGUUGGAUCUGCAUUACACCCAGCUGAGCACAAAGCAGAGGACUUGCGAAAGCCUACAGACCACCCUCCAGAAAUCUCUGCUCGGGCAGUUUUUCAGCCAGAGGAACUCCUGCCAGCCAAACUACCAGAGAACUCCUGCCUGCGCAGGCAGCAUGCGCCUCCAGGAUGCGUCAGCACCAAGCGCAAAGGAGCAAAUGUCUCUGAGGACGACGGGAUCUGGCCACAGCUUGCCCAGCAGCAACCCCUCCAACUCCAGCAGCGAACCGGAGGAGAACGACGAGAGUGACCUGACCGAGCUCUGCUCGGCGCUGCUCCAGGCUGGCCUGGGGCGGGACUACCCCUGA